CUCGUGUGAAAGUCAUGCUGUGCAUUUUCCAGGAGUUUUGUUUUGCUCGGGAUCUUCUUUUCUCACUUGAUUUUGCAAAUAUGAGGACUGCAUUUAGGAAGCCAACUUCAUGAUGGACUCUACUCGACACUGCAGAAAAUAUACAACUUUAUUGUUUCAUUUUCUGGUGUUUAAUACGACAUCCUCUCAUGAACCUUUAUCUGGAAAUACAGUGAAUGGGAGCAUCGAGGGACAGCUUGCAGAUACCGUCUCAGGUCCCUCCUGGUAUUUUACAUCUAUUGAUGCUGUGCCCAAGCAUGGCACAGUCGGGUUACACUCCCAUAACAGAUGGGGAACACAGAUGGCUUUCUCCAGAACUGUUCAUUCAUUUGAAGUGAAAGAAGACACACUACCAGGAACAGUUGUGGGAAAGGUGGAAACGGUGUUUGACGGUCUCACGCCUAUCACGUACUCAGUGCAGGAGGAUGACGGGGAGAACCUGUUCCUCCUCAGCCCCUUCUCGGGGGAGUUCCUAUUGUCCCGCAGCCUGGAUUUCGAAGCACAAAGAUUCUACAUACUCACUGUGGUGGUGCAGCAGGGGGAUUCACAGGUUUCCAGUGUCAGGGUGUACUUCAAUGUACUAGAUGUAAACGACAACCCCCCUGUUUUCAGUCAGGAUGCCUUUUCUGCGUCAUUGCUGGAAGACACACGGGUUGGCACUUGCUUCCUGUUUUUAAAUGUGUCGGAUAAAGAUGAUGGUAAGUGCAAAAGUACGAUUUAAAUACAACA
Etheostoma spectabile (orangethroat darter) is the source of this 768-nucleotide messenger RNA. Its product is annotated as protocadherin Fat 4. Gene Ontology annotation, molecular function: beta-catenin binding; calcium ion binding; cadherin binding. The coding region runs from base 110 to 760 and encodes 216 amino acids. The transcript is spliced from 3 exons. The record is from RefSeq and is a predicted model, not a curated record. Gene Ontology annotation, biological process: cell migration; homophilic cell-cell adhesion; multicellular organism development. NCBI's taxonomy places the organism in Eukaryota, Metazoa, Chordata, Actinopteri, Perciformes, Percidae. Gene Ontology annotation, cellular component: membrane; catenin complex.